Cyclospora cayetanensis is the source of this 1752-nucleotide messenger RNA. RefSeq lists its product as uncharacterized. The transcript is spliced from 11 exons. Lineage: Eukaryota; Apicomplexa; Conoidasida; Eucoccidiorida; Eimeriidae. The record is from RefSeq and is a predicted model, not a curated record. The coding region runs from base 1 to 1752 and encodes 583 amino acids.
AUGCUGCCCAGCGUGGAGGUUCAAUUCCAAUUCUCCGUCAUCGGAGAGCCUGCGAGCAUCGGCGGUGGCUGCAGCAGAAGAUCCAAAGUUCUCAUUGCGGAUGUAGCUGGAAGCGAAGCAACGGCAAUUGCCGAUCUAGGAGAAGCGGCCCCUGCUGUCUGUCGCUUCUAUCGGCUGCUGCAGCAGCAGCCACGUCCCGACAAUGUGUUCACAGCUGCCCUGUACGGACAGCUUGAUGAGGUCUUAGACUUUUUGCGCGAAAAAGUCGACAUCUUCCUCGUAAUCACCCCCCACGAGACCCAGCAAGGAAAGCGGGAAGACAGAUACGUGGCUUUUUCAGUUCGCGACGUUAUUGAGACAGAGGCGCUGCAAGAGCAGGAGCAGCUUCGAACUCAGGAGGGGCUUACGGGGGGAGGGAGGCUUUCAGCAGCAGCCACCAGCAGGAUAUACUCCACCGAGUUGGACCCUACGGAUGGAGGCCCUCAGCUGUCUAUACACCUGACUGUGCGCCAGCAAGCAACCGUUCAGCCCGCAGAAUUUGAACGUUCACGAUGCAGCUAUCAGAGAGUUGUACACGAUUUGGUUGCUGCCGUGGCAGCAACAGCCGCAUCAGCAUGGCGCUGGGCUGCCAGUGGACUUGUCGCCGCUGAUCACUGCCGUGCAACAACAGAUGAGGCGAUCGCAGCAGCUGCAGCAACAGGCGGAGCACUCUAUCUCAGCUGUAGUGUAUGGACAGCGUGGACAGCACCGCCAGGCCUUAAUCGCCAAUCUGGAGAGCAUAGACACCUCUACGCUGCCAGGAGGUAUGUAGGUGCACUUGAGGUGUGUGCUGCGGCUUUUCUGGGAGGCCUCUGUCGAUCUUUCUCCGCUGCUGCGUCAGCCUGUGCAAACGGACGCCGUCGCUCCUCACAAUUACCAGAAACUUGGAUUGCUUUUGCGGCUCAAUCCGCAGCAGCAGCAACAGCAGCAGCAGCCACCCCCUCCACUCGUGACGGUGGUGUCUGUACAGACGCUGAGGGGCAGUUCGAGCUGUGGAGAAUCACCCACCAACUGAACGCUGAGCGAGAGCUGCGGAGAUCUGAAACGGCUAUGCGUCAACAGCUAGAGGAGGCUUUCGCUCGCGGGGAGCUGCAGCGAGUUCAAGUGAGACAGUUUGCACUGUUGCCGGUGCGCUUGCUGCAGGAAGUGGAGCAACGCAAGCAGCAGAUGCAACAGCUGCAGCAACAACUCCGUGAAAUGACAGAGCAGCUGCAGCAAAAAGCUCUUGAGCUGCAGCAACGUGAGCGCCGCCUGCAGCAGGAGCACCAAAUGCUUGCUGCAGCCGCUGCAGAUGCAGAGCUGCGCCUUGUGGCCGACUGCCACCAAACAAAAGAAGCAGCAAAGCAUGCGCUCCAAAUAGAAUCCAGGCAACAGCAGCUGCUGCUGCAGCAGCUUCAGGAAGCAUCAGCUGUUGCUGCUGCUGCUGCUGCGCGUGCGGCAGCAGCAGAAGCGGAAGCAGCGCAGUGUCGCAGAGAGCUUUGCGAGUCGCCCCUGGUCCAGAUCAAGGCGCAACUGCAGCUGAAGACUUAUCAAGCGCGUGACUUGGCCCUUAAGCUGGACGCGAUGACUGCCUCGAGGAACUACUUUCUCAGGAGCUGCUCGCUUCUUUUGCAGGAGCUACGGGCAGCUAAACAGCCACGUGCUGACGCAGCAACAGCGGCAGCAGCAGCAGCAGCACGACACGACGACGGCGGAGAAUGUCGCCCCUACUGA